Molecule: messenger RNA, 861 nt
Organism: Adineta steineri
Lineage: Eukaryota; Metazoa; Rotifera; Eurotatoria; Adinetida; Adinetidae
Source: the annotation of a GenBank genome assembly
AUGGCUAGUAGAAAUAGAAAUGGACAACAGUUAAAUCAACUCAGUCGCCCUGAAGGAAUCUUUGUUGAUAAACAGAAAAAUAUUUUCAUCGCUGAUUUUGAAAAUGAACGUAUUGUUGAAUGGAAAUGUAAUGAAAAAGAAGGACAAAUCGUUGCAGGUGGAAACAAAAAAGGAAAUGGAAUGAAUCAAUUGAGUUGUCCAACUGAUGUGAUUGUUGAUCAACAAGAUCAGUCGAUUAUCAUUGCUGAUCGUUGGAACAGACGAGUGAUUCGAUGGUUGAAUCAAAAUCAACAUAUUCUCAUCAAGAAUAUCGACUGUUUUGGCUUGACAAUGGAUAAACAUAGAUUUCUUUAUGUUUCUAAUUGUAAGAAGAAUCUAGUGAGACGAUGGAAAAUGGGAGAAUACAACAACGAUGGAGUUAUAGUGGCAGGUGGAAAUAGAAAAGGAAAUCAACUUAAUCAACUCAAUUCUCCUACUUUCAUCUUUGUUGAUGAAGAACAAUCUGUUUAUAUAUCGGACCAAGAGAAUCAUCGUGUAAUGAAAUGGAGAAAAGAUGCGAAAGAAGGAACAAUUGUAGCUGGAGGAAAUGGUCAAGGAAGAAAUCUAAAUCAAUUAUUUGGACCUCGAGGAGUAAUUGUUGAUAAUUUAGGUCAAAUCUAUGUGGCAGAUAGUCAGAAUCAUCGAAUAAUGCGUUGGUGUGAAGGAAACGAAGAAGGUGAAAUUGUUGUUGGUGGAAAUGGUAAAGGAAAUCAAUCAAAUCAAUUGGAUUGUCCUACAGGUUUAUCUUUUGAUGAUGAAGGAAAUCUUUAUGUUGGUGAUCAUAAUAAUCAUCGAAUUGCAAAAUUUGAAACAAUCUUGUGA